Strongylus vulgaris is the source of this 918-nucleotide messenger RNA. Lineage: Eukaryota; Metazoa; Nematoda; Chromadorea; Rhabditida; Strongylidae. The record is from the annotation of a GenBank genome assembly.
AUGAUCUCUUCAAGAUUGGUCUUAAUGGGCUAUCAGUAUGCUUUCGCUGUCAACUCUAUUCUGCUAUUUUUGUUUGGAUUUGUUGUCUUUUUCAACCUAAAAUCAGCCCCUAGAGAUGUUGGUCUACCUGAUCCUAUCGAAUCCCCAGACGAACAAAAUCGUGUCAUAGAAGAGCCUACUCAACGCCCUGUACCUAUCAAUUUCUGGAGAGCAUGGCUUUUACCUGGAGUUAUAUCGUACUCUCUUGCCUACGCAUGCCUUAAAUUAGUCAACUAUGGCUUUUUCUUCUGGCUUCCUUACUAUCUCCAUUCGAAUUUUGGAUGGAGCGAAUCUGACGCGGACGCGUUAUCAGCGUGGUAUGACGUUGGAGGCAUAGUAGCUGCUAUAAUAGCUGGAGCCAUAUCUGAUCACUUUACUUCCCGCACUCCCAUUGUCGUCGCCAUGUUGGUUUGCUCAACCUUUUCGCUUUGGGCAUAUUCAGCAUCUCCUUCAUCGAUGGUUAUAAAUGCAAUCUUACUCACUAUUGCUGGAUUCUUCAUUGGCGGCCCAGCAAAUAUGAUAUCGAGCUCUGUAUCUGCAGAUUUAGGUAGAGCUCGCGAACUUCGAGGCAAUGCAGAGGCGUUGUCGACAGUGACGGGGAUUGUGGAUGGGACUGGAAGCUUUGGAGCUGCUCUGGGUCAGGUUUUGAUACCAUCGAUUCAAGCAGUAUUUGGAUGGGAGUUCGUUUUCUACGGAUUCAUAGUCAUGAUCAUAUGUACCACAGCGUGUCUAACUCCGCUACUUUAUCGUGAGUUGCAAUGGCGGCGAAGAGGCUCAUAUGUUAGUCUAACUUCUGAUUCGGAAACAGAAGAAGAACCUGAAAUUGCUGAAGAGGAAAUAGCUAGAAGGCGAAUAUUCAGUGGAGAAGUUCCAUUUUAG